Molecule: messenger RNA, 1773 nt
Organism: Triticum turgidum subsp. durum (durum wheat)
Lineage: Eukaryota; Viridiplantae; Streptophyta; Magnoliopsida; Poales; Poaceae
Source: the annotation of a GenBank genome assembly
AUGGCGAAAUCAUCGUCAGCGACGGCGACGGCGACGGCGUCGGGCACUAAGAAGCGGAAGUCUAAAUCCGGGGCCCUCACCCACGAGGAGGUGAAGGCGCUCGGCCUCGAGCUCCUCUCCUCGCGCGCCCACCUCAACCACGCCCCCACCCUCCUCGCGCUCCUCUCCCCCACCGCGCCGCUCAGCAUCGCCCUCGAGGCGCUCAUCUCGCUCCAGUCCUUCUUCGAGCCCCUGCUCCCCUCCAUCCCCUCCGCCUCGGCCGCAGCCGCCGCCGCAGGAGGUGCGAGCGACGACCCCGAGCUCGUGUUUGGGGCGUGGCUGCGGCAGCGCUUCGAGGAGUUCGUUGCCGCGCUCGUGGAGCUCAGCGUGUCGCCGGAUAGCGACGAGGCGAUCAGGGAAGUGGCGCUUGAUGCGUUCAUGGAUUUCGUGAAGCUGGGGAAGGACGGGAGCUUCCACUCGGCAAUUUACCACAAGUUUCUCCACGCUGUGGUUCAUGCUACGAAUUCGAUUGAUGAUGUUCUAGAGUUGCUUGGGUCCAAGUACUCUAAGUAUGCUGACGUUUGUUUUUUUACUUAUACUAGCUUAGAUAAGAUCGCCAACAGUCUGGUCAGUCAAACCACUGGCUCUGGAAAAGAUGUCUUGCAGAAUGGGGAUGACGGGGCUGAAGACAGGAGCGCUAUCUGUGUACGCAAUGUAUACAAUAUUUUGGUGCAUGUUCCCGCAUUGGAUUUUAAGAAGGAAUCAAAGUUUGAUAUGUGGAGUACUGUUGGCCUUUCUUCAAAAGGAGAGAAGGACACCUCUGAGGGCUCUUCUGCUACGCGUAUAAGCAAAAAGCUAAAAUUGAAGUUCACCAAAGCAUGGUUGGCCUUUCUCAAGCUACCACUUCCACUUGAUGUCUACAAGGAGGUCCUUGCUACACUUCAUCAGAAUGUUAUUCCUUCAAUGUCAAACCCAGCCAUCUUGUGUGAUUUCUUGACUACAUCAUACGACAUUGGCGGUGUUAUCAGUGUGAUGGCCUUAAGUGGUCUAUUCAUCCUUAUGACACAGCAUCAGCUUGAAUAUCCAAAAUUCUAUGAUAAGCUCUAUGCAUUACUGACUCCUGCUGUGUUCAUGGCAAAACAUCGGUCAGUGUUCUUGCAACUUCUGGAUGCUUGUCUGAAAUCUUCGUAUCUUCAAGCAUAUCUUGUCGCUUCAUUUGCAAAACGAUUGAGUAGACUCGCCCUUUCAGUGCCACCAGCUGGAGCUCUUAUCAUCAUUGCUUUAAUUCAUAAUCUGCUGCGGAGGCACCCAUCAAUUAAUUUUUUGGUUCAUUGGGAAGUUGCUCAGGAUGAUGGAGAAGCUAGUUUACCUAAGAAGAUUGGCGCUGAUCCUUUUAACAAUGAAGAGACAGACCCUGCAAAAUCUGGCGCAAUGCGAAGUUCUUUGUGGGAAAUAGACACGCUGCGCCAUCACUACACUCCUGCAGUUUCAAGAUUUGUUGCGUCGCUUGAAACUGAUCUCACUGUUCGGGCCAAAACAAUGGAGAUGAAGAUCACAGACUUUAGUUCAGGCUCCUAUGCAACAGUUUUCCGAGAUGAGGCCCGGCGGCGGAUAAAACAAGUCCCACUUGCGUUCUACAGAAGUACGCCAACAUCUUUAUUUCAAGAGUCAGAUUUUCCUGGAUGGACCUUUGGGUGCCAGUCGAAUAGCGGGGCGCAAGCUAGCGUAGAAGGAAAUGCGGUCCACACACUAGAAACCGGUGAUGCCUCACCUGCUAAAAGGUCACGUGUGUAG